AUGGACGAAGAAGAGAUAGAAAAAGCAGUGAUAGCAUACCUGAAGAAGAAGGGAUUCAGACAAACAGAGCUUCCUUUCCGAGAAGAACAUCAACAGACCAAGAGCAACAACUCUUCUUCAAACUUCGCGUCCGCCAAUUCACACACUGACCCUCACAUUGCCAAACACAUCCUCUCCUUCUCUGA
Messenger RNA from Ilex paraguariensis (yerba mate), 185 nucleotides. Lineage: Eukaryota; Viridiplantae; Streptophyta; Magnoliopsida; Aquifoliales; Aquifoliaceae. The record is from the annotation of a GenBank genome assembly.